Juglans microcarpa x Juglans regia is the source of this 1936-nucleotide messenger RNA. Its product is annotated as U-box domain-containing protein 30-like. The transcript has 2 exons. Lineage: Eukaryota; Viridiplantae; Streptophyta; Magnoliopsida; Fagales; Juglandaceae. The record is from RefSeq and is a predicted model, not a curated record. Gene Ontology annotation, molecular function: ubiquitin protein ligase activity. Gene Ontology annotation, biological process: protein ubiquitination. Bases 83 to 1561 code for a protein of 492 amino acids.
CAGUAAACAGACCUCCCACCCUCGCCCAAAAAAAAACAAGAGCUGUAUAGGUGGGGAGGCUUUUUGCCAGGGGGAUGGAUGGAUGGCUUCUCUUCUCAUUUCCCUUUCUCUUUCUUUUACUAUAGCGGGUGAUUUGCGGUUCGGAGACUUAUGGGUUUGGAGGCCGUUUUGUAUUUUUAGAUUCGUUUUCUUUCAAAAAGGGGCUUCGGAGAUGCCUAUGUUUCAGCCCUCAAAGAGGGAUGCAGUUGUUGGGUAUGAAGGCGGUGGAGAUGGGCAUGUUCUAGAUUUGGACACUGCUGUCAAAGAUGGGAUUUUGGGUGGUGUUGACGCUGGGUUUGUUGGAGCGGCUGUAGGAGAGAAAUUGGAUCUGAAGAAGAUGAUUGAAGAGCUCAACUUAUCCGAGGUUCCCUCGGUGUUUAUUUGCCCAAUAUCGCUCGAACCAAUGCAAGACCCUGUGACCCUUUGCACCGGCCAAACCUAUGAGAGGUCCAACAUUCUCAAAUGGCUCGGUCUGGGGCACUUCACCUGCCCCACUACGAUGCAAGAGCUCUGGGAUGAUUCGGUCACGCCGAAUAAGACCCUUUACCAUCUAAUUCAUACUUGGUUUACCCAGAAGUAUUUGCUCAUGAGGAAGAGAUCAGAAGAUGUACAAGGAAGGGCGUCAGAGCUUUUCGAGACACUAAAGAAGGUGAAAGGUCAAGCUAGAGUUCAAGCCCUCAAGGAGCUCCAACAAGUUGUGGCAACUCAUGCCACUGCCAGGAAGAGAGUGAUUGAUGAAGGCGGUGUUGCUAUUCUUUCAUCAUUGCUGGGUCCAUUUACAUCCCAUGUUGUUGGUUCUGAAGCCAUUGGGAUUCUUGUGAAUUUGAGCCUGGAUUCAGAGUCGAAAACAAACUUGAUGCAACCUGCAAAAAUUUCAUUAAUAGUGGAUAUCUUGAACGAGGGUUGCAUUAAUACGAAAAUCAAUUGUGCCCGAUUGAUUGAAACGUUGAUGGAAGAGAAGGAUUUCAGGUCAGAGAUUGUUUCAAGUCAUAGCCUCCUGGUUGGUUUGAUGAGGCUGGUGAAGGACAAGAGAUAUCCAAAUGGAGUCUUGCCCGGACUUAGCCUCCUUAGAACAAUAUGCUUGCAUAAGGAAGUAAGGGGGUUGAUUGUCAGCAUAGGGGUUGUUCCUCAAUUGGUUGAAUUGUUGCCUACUCUGGAUUUUGAUUCCUUGGAAUUAGCCCUUUUUGUCUUGGACUCAUUGUCUACUCUACAGGAGGGAAGAGUAGCCUUGAAGGAGUGUUCAAACACCAUUCCAAAUAUGGUGAGGCUAAUAAUGAGGAUUUCAGAAACCUGUACUCAAUAUGCACUGUCAAUCUUAUGGUUUGUCUGCAGUCUAGCCCCUGAUGAAUGCUCCUCAAUUGCUGUGGAUGCGGGGUUGGCGGCAAAACUCCUCCUUGUGAUUCAGAGCGGUUGCAAUCCUGUCUUAAAGCAGCGGUCUGCAGAGCUUUUGAAGCUGUGCAGUUUAAAUUAUUCGGAUACAAUCUUUAUCUCCAAGUGCAAGCUUACAAGAACUAUCCAAUGAGUAUAAAGGGCUUGCCACAUCUAAGUCCAGGAAUCUCGUAUUAACCCCAGCAGAUGUGGUGGGGGUUUCAGGUGCACUCGAUUGCUCUCCUGUAUAUAUUGAGGUGCUUCAUUUCCGACAAUUGAUUCAUCAUAGAAAUGAGGAGGAACAAAAUGUAGGAAACAACCCACCUUGGUGUAAAGAGUCAAAUAAACCCCGUCAAGAAGAUCAUUAUAUAAUAUUGCAAUAUUUGCGUUGGGGGUGCAUUAAUAUGAGAAGAAAAAUAUUGUUGUUGGGAUAAAGAUUCUUGUUAGGGGAGGAGAAUUUGGAGCUCUUGCAACUCUACUUCUUAAGUUGUUGCUUUGCUCCAUAUAUGGCUUUUUUCUUUUUUUUUUU